Molecule: messenger RNA, 909 nt
Organism: Sordaria macrospora k-hell
Lineage: Eukaryota; Fungi; Ascomycota; Sordariomycetes; Sordariales; Sordariaceae
Biological process (GO): mitochondrial citrate transmembrane transport
Cellular component (GO): mitochondrion
Molecular function (GO): citrate secondary active transmembrane transporter activity
Source: RefSeq, a predicted model, not a curated record
AUGUCGUCUACCGCCACCAAGGACGAUAACCAGCACCCGGCGCUCAAGGGUCCCAGUGCCCUCCGUUCCAUUCUCGCUGGUUCAACCGCUGGCGCCGUCGAGAUUGCCAUCACAUAUCCUGCAGAGUUCGCCAAGACUCGCACCCAGCUCAACCGCAGGUUAGCCGAGGGCCAGAAGCUCCCAUGGCCGCCCUUUGGCAAGCAGUGGUAUGCCGGCUGCACGACUCUGAUUAUCGGCAACUCGGCCAAGGCGGGCAUUCGAUUCGUCGCAUUUGACCAGUACAAGAAGCUCCUCUCCGGUCCCGACGGCAAGAUGUCCGGGCCGAUGACCGUCCUCGCCGGUUUUGGUGCUGGUGUGACUGAGUCACUGCUGGCGGUGACGCCAACCGAGAGCAUCAAGACCACGCUGAUCGACGACCGCAAGUCCGCCAAGCCUCGUCUUCGCGGCUUCCUCCACGCCGUUCCCAUCAUCGCCCGCGAGCGCGGCAUCCGCGGUUUCUUCCAAGGUUUCGUGCCCACCACUGCGCGGCAAGCCGCCAAUAGCGCGACCCGUUUCGGAUCCUACACCGCUCUGAAGCAGCUCGCGGAGAGCUACACUGCGCCCGGGGAGAAGCUCGGUGCUGUCGGAACCUUCGCCAUGGGCGGUAUCGCUGGCCUGAUUACCGUCUACGUCACUCAGCCGUUGGAUACGAUCAAGACGAGAAUGCAGAGUAUUGAGGCCAAGCAGCUUUACGGCAACUCGUUCAGGUGUGCCAGCAUUAUCUUCAAGCAGGAGGGCGUUUUCACUUUCUGGAGCGGUGCGCUACCAAGGUUGGCGAGACUGAUUAUGAGCGGUGGUAUUGUGUUUACGAUGUACGAGAAGAGCAUGGAGCUGUUUGACAGGUUCGACCCCGAGAGGCAGUACAUUUAA